AUGAGUAAUGAUUCAUUGCAUGGAUAUGUGGCCAAAUCCCAGUUGGAGAAAAACGCUAGCCGCUCUAUGAAGGAGAUAUCAUUCAUGGUGUCCUUUGGUAUGGACACUUCUCGGUGCGCACAUGGAGCCCACCAGCAUUUAAUCUCGCUUUUCAGGGCCGAUUUAAUAAUGAAAAUGCAAGAAAUUGGGCUAGAUAUAACCACAAACCGCGCAACUUCUCACAGAAAAGUUUUGGGUUCCUUGACACCAUCAAGGGUCAACAUUGCAGAGCCAGUAUCGAAACUGCUAGCACUAAAUGAGCGAUUGUCCAGGCAAGAAGAUGUAUUACGAUUUACGCACAUUUCUCAGUCUACCAUCUAUAUCAAGGAUUUGAGACUGUCCCGCAAGGUGUUUGUAAUUCCAUUUCCCUCCUCAAAGACCAGUCUUCUCCCAAAUUUUCUCUAA
Messenger RNA from Coccidioides immitis RS, 444 nucleotides. RefSeq lists its product as uncharacterized. The transcript is spliced from 2 exons. The record is from RefSeq and is a predicted model, not a curated record. NCBI's taxonomy places the organism in Eukaryota, Fungi, Ascomycota, Eurotiomycetes, Onygenales, Onygenaceae. The coding region runs from base 1 to 444 and encodes 147 amino acids.